AUGAAAGGCGUCAACCCCCUUCUCAAAAGCGACUCAGUCGACUUCAUCUCCCCCCUCCAGGCCGAUGUCUCCCAUCUCUGCGACACCCUCUUCUCCCUCAUUGAGAAGAGCUGUCCCCCUGCCACCAUCGCCCUCCUCGGCAACGUCAAAACCCUCGCCAAGAUCUACGACGUCUCCAGCAAGGACGACAAGGCCUUUGCCAACCUCGCAAACCUCAUCGAAUCCCUCUCGGUCGACCAGCUCACCAUCAUCGGCUCCCUCUUCUCCAACAUGUGCAACCUCGCCAACCUCGCCGAGCACGUCCACCGCAUUCGUCGCCGAAAGGCCUUUGAUCGGGGCGAGUCCUCAUUUCUUUCGCGUCACUCCCUCGAAGAAAUCGUCGACGACCUCCAACGCAACGGCUUUUCGCUCCACCAGAUUCGCGACCAGAUCUGCUCCCAGACCGUCGAGAUGGUCCUCACCGCACACCCCACCCAGGCCGUCCGUCGCUCUAUUCUCGCAAAGCUUCACGACAUCGCAAAAAUCAUCGAAGCCAGUCAUGAUGCUUAUCUUACACCGGAGCAGAGUCGUAUCAAUGAGGAGCUUCUCAAAGCAAAUCUCCUUUGCCUGUGGCGCACAGACGAGGUCCGUCGUUCCAAGCCAAAACCAGAGGAUGAGGCUAGGAAUAUUAUCCAUGUCAUCGAGGAGACCGCUUGGCAUGCCACCCCUAUCUAUAUCUCCCGAAUGGAUCACUUUUUUAUCAAGAAUGGCCUUAAGCCUAUCCCUCUACAUGCAACUCCUUUUGUUUUCGGAUCCUGGGCUGGCGGCGACCGUGAUGGUAAUCCAUUUGUUACCCCGGAUGUAACAGUAGAGGUCGUCAAUAUCAAUCGCUACCGCGCUGCAUGCCUCUAUCUUGCUGAGAUUGAAAGCUUGCUCUUUGAUCUCUCGAUUCACUAUGGUUCCGAUGAACUCCUCGACUAUAACAAGAAGAUCGCCAAGCAAACCGACCAAGCCGCCAAAUCACGUCCGGACCUCAACGUCACCACAAAGAUCAAGUACAAGGAGUUUUGGAACUAUGUCCCCCCGAAGGAACCGUUUCGAGUUUGCUUUUCCUACAUUCGCGACCGUAUGACCGCCACCCGUGAUCAUUGUGAAGCCUUGCUUUCCAAUAUGCCCCCGCCCCAAUCAAACCCAGCAGCCCCCAUCUACACGACCAAGGAUGAGCUCCUAGAGCCGCUUAACAUCAUGUAUCGCUCCCUGGUCGACACAGGGGAUGAAAUUAUUGCCGAUGGAAAACUCAAGGAUUUAAUCCGUCGAGUUCACAUCUUUGGCCUCACUAUUGUCAAACUUGACAUUCGUCAAGAAGCCGAAGAACAUACCAAUGCUCUCGAUUUCAUUACGAGAUACAUUGGCCUUGGCAGCUAUGCGGAGAUGGAUGAGGACCAGCGCAUCAAGUUCCUGACAGAAAAUUUGGAAGGGAAAAGGCCCCUUAUUCCUCGUGCUCACUCUGCCACUGGCAAGGCAAAGAACGUACUCGAUACUUUCGAAGUCGUCUCUGACCUUGGUCCUGAGGCUCUUGGGGCGUAUAUCAUUUCAAUGUGCAUGAAGCCAUCCGAUGUUCUCGCUGUGGAAGUUCUUCAGAGGGAAUGCUCAAGCAAUUGUGGUGAGUCAUCUCUUCGUGUAGUACCUCUUUUAGAGACAAUUAAUGCUCUUCAAGAUUCUGCAAUGGUGCUGGGCACACUCUUUGAGAACAAAUGGUAUCGCAAGCACCUUGAGCGACGAUUCGACUCCGUACAAGAGGUCAUGGUUGGGUAUUCAGAUAGUGGAAAAGACGGUGGUCGACUGACUUCUGCCUGGGAGCUGUACAAAGCACAAGAGCAUAUGGUGGAAUGCGCUGCAAAACAUGGAGUUACUCUCCGAUUCUUCCAUGGUCGAGGCGGAACUGUCGGACGCGGAGGCGGUCCCCAACAUCUCGCUAUUUUGUCUCAGCCUCCGGGGACUGUUAACCAAUAUUUGAGGGUGACUAUCCAGGGAGAAGUCAUGGAGCAGGACUUUGGACUGCCUAACCUUGCCUUGAGAACCCUGGAGACGUACACGACUGCGGUUCUCAAGGCAGAUCUCACUGAGCCAGUAGUCGUCAAACCCGAAUACAGGGAACUUCUUGAUAAGCUUUCGGAAGUAUCUUGCACCAAGUACCGAGAAAUCGUUCAUGGAGAUCCGCGCUUCGUACAAUACUUUCGUUCUUCGACUCCAGAGCAAGAAUUGGGCCUCCUCAACAUCGGGUCAAGGCCUCAAAAACGAAAGGAAGGCGGAGUGGAAACACUUCGGGCCAUUCCGUGGGUUUUCGCUUGGACUCAAACUCGGCUACACCUUCCUGUUUGGCUUGGUUUGGGAUCUGCAUUACAAACCGGGAUGAAUGAAGCUGGAGGAAAGCAAUUGCUGAGAGAAAUGUACGAAAAGUGGCCUUUCUUCCGGUCGUUUUUCGAUCUCAUUGGGAUGGUGCUCGCAAAGGCUGAUCCUCAUAUUUCGAGUCGUUAUGAGGAUGUUCUCGUGGAGGAGGAGGAACAAAAGCAAUUUGGUAGUAUGCUUCGAGAUUUACUCGUGGAAACAAUAGAUCUCGUGUUGCAGGUAUCUGGAGAACAGAGGCUUUUGGAUAAGGAUCGCGUGCAGCAGCGAGCAAUCGAGACUCGUUUGGAGUGGUUGACUCCUAUGAAUCUAGCUCAAGUUGAGCUUCUCAAGCGAUGGAGAUCUGUUUCAGUCAAGGGGGUUGUAAAACCAGAAGUUGAUCAACUGAAAGCGAACCAACUCGUCGACGCACUGGUUAUUUCGAUGAAGGGAUUGUCAUCGGCUCUUCAGAAUACCGGCUAG
Messenger RNA from Chondrus crispus (carragheen), 2847 nucleotides. RefSeq names its product phosphoenolpyruvate carboxylase. Gene Ontology annotation, molecular function: phosphoenolpyruvate carboxylase activity. Gene Ontology annotation, biological process: tricarboxylic acid cycle; carbon fixation. The coding region runs from base 1 to 2847 and encodes 948 amino acids. Lineage: Eukaryota; Rhodophyta; Florideophyceae; Gigartinales; Gigartinaceae. Gene Ontology annotation, cellular component: cytosol. The transcript has a single exon. The record is from RefSeq and is a predicted model, not a curated record.